CCUCUCCUCCGCCCACCUCCAGGGCUCUCUGGCUUCAUACUGAAUCUCACAUCACCUCUCUUCGCACAACAUGAUGGCACUGUCUGGCUUGGGUUCAACUUGGCAGAUCGUUUGACAUAUUUACUUUUGUUUUUUGUUUUUUUUAAAAAAGGUUAUAUUUUAUUUUACAGCUACUGAAGCUGAUUUUUCAACAGAUCUAGGAAACAACUGCUUGGUCUCUUCGCCUCCAUCCAUAGCGCCCACUCCAGGGAACACUUGAAGAAGUUUGAGCACCGGAUCGGUGGCUUAAACACAUCCCCGAAGGGUGCAAGACAGAAGUCAAACGGGUUUCAUUCCUCUAGGAGGGGACAGAAGCAGUUAUGCUGGGCAGUGAGGGGGAAAGCAGCGCGUAUUCAUCCUCCAAAGACACAGCGGAUGAGAAGCGCGCCUCUCCAGCUGUGGAUGGAGACGAACCGGCGGGCAGCAGGUAUCCGGAGCACGGCGCAUCCUCCGAUCGCUUCUAUAUCCCAUCUACGAUUUCCAAGCAGAGCUCAGAAACAGCAAACCCGUGCUCGUUUCUCCCAUACACCCCCAGCGGGGCCGUGUACCCCCCGUCUGGCGCUGCCAGGUAUCCCUCAUCGCUCCACCUGGGCUCAGUGUUGCCUCCUGCGGGGUAUUCCCCCUCAGCCGCCGGGCGAAACCACUUCAGCACCUCCUACCAGCACGGUCAGAACCUGGGCUGCCUGUAUAAUCCUUACACCGCCUCCGGUUCUGCUCUGAGUAACGUGGCCCUGCCGGGGCCCGCGAGGGCCCAGGUUUACCUGUGCAACCGGCCGCUCUGGCUCAAGUUCCACCGUCACCAGACCGAGAUGAUCAUCACCAAGCAGGGCAGGCGGAUGUUCCCCUUUCUCAGUUUUAACAUCGCCGGGCUGAACGUGUCAGCGCAUUAUAACGUGUUUGUGGAGGUGGUGCUCGCAGACCCAAACCACUGGAGGUUCCAGGGAGGCAAAUGGGUCACCUGUGGAAAGGCGGACAACAACAACCAAGGUAAAUAUGUCCAUCCUCGAUUAGAGAACACAAGUAAAAUAUUUUUAAGACUUUUUUUUUUUUUUACAGUUUCACAAUUGUUAUGAUUAUUCUUCUGCUUACAGAUGGUGGUCCUGCAAUCGCUUCAUAAGUACCAGCCCAGGCUGCAUAUUGUGGAAGUGGCAGAGGAUGGAGUGGAGGACAUCAGCAGUGAUGUAAAGACGCAGUGUUUCACUUUCCCGGAGACUCAGUUCAUAGCAGUCACUGCCUACCAGAACACCGAUAUCACACAGUUAAAAAUUGAUCACAACCCUUUUGCCAAAGGUUUCAGAGAUAACUAUGAUUCAAUGUACACAGCCACCGAGAACGACCGUCUCACCCCAUCUCCAACCGACUCACCCCAUGCCCACCAGAUUGUGCCUGGCACUCGCUACACCAUGCAGCCCCUCUUCCAGGACCAGUUUGUCAACAACCUCCCCCAGAACCGCUUCUACAACUGUGAGAGAGCCGUACCGCAAACUAGCAGUCUCCUUUCACCUCAGACAGAAGACGCAGCAUCACAGAGGUGGUUUGUCACCUCUAUGCAGCAGGGGGGGAACAGCAGCACCUCCGGCAGCAAACUUGACUUGACACCCUAUGAGGGGGAGUACUCAAGCUCUCUCCUUCCUUAUGGCAUCAAAUCCCUGUCCAUGCAGACAACCCAUGCUCUCAGCUACUACCCAGACUCUCCUUUCACCACAAUGACAGCAGGGUGGGGGUCCAGAGCAGCUUACCAAAGAAAAGUCCCUCCCAGUCUGCCAUGGUCACCCCGACCCAGCCCCACAGCUGGUUUCCCUGAAGAGUCUGUGAAGAUUAAACCGCAGAUACAAGACGAGGUGAGUAGUGAAGCUCUGAUCAGCUCCUGGACAGAGACUCAUAUGUCAACCCUCUCCCCAAACAAGGCUGACUCAUUUUCCAUCGCCUGCAAGCGAAGGCGUUUGUCUCUUAACGGUCCAAGCACACAAGACUCACCUGCAAACAGCAAGUGUGAAGAGCUGGCCGCUGCCACCAUCAGUGGCCCCUAUAGUAAAGAGCCCCCACCUACAAAAAGCAUGGCUUACUAUCCUUUUUACACAAACCCCUGAUUUCUGAUUGAAGUUUUUGUCAAACUUUAAAAAGAACAUCCUCACUUUGUUAGGGAUCAUUCACCGCGGGGAUUAACAAAUCACUUUCUGCCUUUUUUUUUUUAAAUCAAAUUUGCUUUGUUUGUGAUGAACUUAUAAAUUCCUAUUUAUGUAAAAUUAUCAAGCAUAUGUGCAACAAAUGACCAGACUACACAAAUAAGCUUUACCCUCCGGGAAUAUGGACUCAUUUAAGUGUUUAUUCAUUUCAAUUAUUUAUAUCCUAAAUGUUUUCAAAGGCCCGAACAAGAUUAGUGUAUUUGGAAUUUGUUCUAACGCAUGUGAUUUCUUUAUUUUUUUUUAUACAUAUAUAAAAAAGAAGUGCUAUUUUGUGUCAGACAUCAUUGCAUCUAGCUUUGUGGUCAGAUUGUGAGCUUUCAGAUUAUUUAUUGAAGGUCUGUUUGUAUGAAAUGUGUGCACUGGUGAGAUGUGAGAAUAAUAUGCUAUAUAUUGCUUCAAAUUGCAGAUAUUUGAUAAUAA
Molecule: messenger RNA, 2645 nt
Organism: Cyprinodon variegatus (sheepshead minnow)
Lineage: Eukaryota; Metazoa; Chordata; Actinopteri; Cyprinodontiformes; Cyprinodontidae
Gene: eomes
Product: eomesodermin
Exons: 6
Biological process (GO): regulation of transcription by RNA polymerase II; positive regulation of DNA-templated transcription; mesoderm formation
Cellular component (GO): nucleus
Molecular function (GO): RNA polymerase II cis-regulatory region sequence-specific DNA binding; DNA-binding transcription factor activity, RNA polymerase II-specific
Source: RefSeq, a predicted model, not a curated record